AUUAGGAAAACAUGUAAAUUUUCUAAACACACUAAUUUGAUAUAAUCUUUAUAUUUUUUAGAGUUAAUAUUUUUCUUGUAAGACUCUCUCUCUCUCUCUUUCUGUUAAAGUUAAUUGUAUGUAAAGCGUUUAAAGUUAAAGAGUUAAUUUUUAUUUUUUAGUUGAUUAAAAAAAUACGAUAAAUUCGGUGCAAUUUAUAUUACGAAAAUUUGUUCCCAUGUUAAAAAACUUUUUUAUUUCUUUUUCCGGUAAUUUUUGCUUAAGACUAAUUUUUUACUGUUACCUUAUGAUUAUUCACGAUUAUUAUUUCUUUAGAGAAAAGAUAAUUUGCGGAUGGCAUGUCUGCGAAAUACUGCCGCACAAGCCAUAAUCAUUAAUCAAAGCAAAUAUCCUACUAAUUCAACAGGUGCCUGUGGUGGGGGAAUCCCCUCUUCUGGCCAAGCUCGUCACUCGAUCUCGCGACUGCUCGUUCGAGAUCAUUCGAGAUUUCGCGAUCGCGGCGUGCGGUCGGGGUCGGUUAAACACGCGCGCCGGUUCUGAAUAUCCAUAAACAAUGUACUUAUUCAUUACAACUUUUUCGACUAAUAAUAAGUGCUAAUAAGUGCAAAUUAAAGCACAAAGUGACGACGCUGUUGAAAUAUGAGAUAUUUAUUAUUAUUUAUUGUACAUGUGUGUUAUAUAACCCAACUGCAGCGUAUUUGUUUCUUUAUCACUCGCGAGACAAUUCCGGAUCAACCGCUUACCAUUUGUAAGCCUUUAGUCUUUGUUCGACUGCCGACAAUGGAAUGUUCCUGCUUCCUCUCGCAAAUAUCCAAAUAACAGCGAAACUUUGACGAAUCAAAGUAAAUAGAACCGUCGUAUUUUGCAGUGCAAUUCCAACGAAUUUCGUGUAUUUCCAGUGAAUUUAAAAACAUUUCCAGUGAAUUAUAAAAAAUUAAUGAAUAAUUAAUGGCGUGAGAAGAUCCUUUGCAUUGAAUUCGAUUCAUCACUCACGAGUAAUCGAUGAGACGAGCGAUCGCUGUAAGCUUUUGAUAAUCGAAGCAUUACCGGAUAUCGCCGACGGUGGUAAACAGUCGCUGAUCAUUUCGUCGUCGUAUUAAUUUCCAAUAUUAUUCGCUCGGCUACACGUGGCCGCAAGAGACUCCCAAGCGAAAAGCUGCAUCGUAUAGGUUAUGUCCGUGGUCCGUCGACGGUCGGCGAAGGGAAUGGAGUGACGUGUCGGCUGGGAUUGGCAGCUGGUGCUGGCCACACGGAAAUCACGACGUCACGCUUAUCACUGAUCUCGCUUCCGACUGAUAUUCGCACAAUUACUUAUCUUGGGUUAUCAUUGUUGGUUCUACUUGAACAGUGGCACUCAACGGUCAGUCAUUAUCGCAAUGACGUUUCUCGCGAUGCUUCGAUAACGAUUGGCUCCUCGAGACGCCCGUCGUGACGUAGAGCGACGAAACACCGAGGCACUUGGAGGAACUGUCGAGCAAAUAAACGAUCAACGGGCGCGAGCCAAGUGUGCGUAAGAUAAUUCGAGAGUGCAAACGUGUCGCGGGACCGAGUGCAAGAUGUUGACGCAACGAUUGAGCAACCGGAGAUUGCUGGUCGAUUUCCUGGCGCUGAUGUUCGGCCUGGGUGCCUGGAUUGGCGUGAACGGCGUCUACGUACAGCUGCCCCUCAUAGUGCACAACGCUCCGGAGGGAUGGAGCCUGCCGGCGCACAUGGUGAUGCUGGUGCAGUUUGCCAACCUAGGACCGAUACUGUACACUCUCUACAUAAAGUACUCAGCCUGGGCGUACGACAAGUACAUCAUUUACACUUUGCUGGCUGCGGGAACGUUGGCCUCCAUCGCGCUGAGCUUCCUCCAUAAUUACACCUCCGUCAUCUUCGGUAAGGACCACUCGACCGCUCUGCUGUCGCUGAUGUUCGUGACGGCGCUUGUCGGCUGCACAAGCUCCGUGCUGUUCAUGCCGUAUAUGAGGAACUACCGCGAGAUUUACCUGGUGUCCUAUCUGGUCGGCGAGGGACUCAGCGGGUUCAUACCGAGCGCGGUUGCGUUGGUCCAAGGCGUCGGUUAUAAUCCAGAAUGCAGGAAUGUCACUAAACCAGGCUCGAGCCGCCCGGAGUUCGUCCCUACCGACUCCGAUCCGCGGUUCUCUUCUCAGAUAUUCUUCAUCUUCAUCGGCACUCUGUUGUGCCUGAGCUUCCUGUCAUUCUUGUGCCUAAACCUGCUGCCCGUCGCGCUGGCCGAGAGAGUCAAGCUCCCGAGCAGCAUGGAAGCGCUGCCGACCGACACGAAGGCGCCGCCGAGCUACAAGACGAAUUCCGGCUGGAAAAUGCCGAAACACGUUUACUAUUAUUUAUUGGUGAUGAUGGGUCUGGUCUGCCUCCUCGGCAAUGGCACAUUACCGAGCAUACAGUCGUACUCGUGCUUGCCGUACGGCAACGUGGCGUAUCAUUUAACGGUCACGUUAGCCGCCAUAGCUAGCCCGCUGGCCAUGUCUUUAGGUUUCUUCAUGAAAACGCCAGCAGUCGAACUUCUCAGUAUCCUUACAGGGUUCAUUUUAUUACUGGUUGGUUUCGUCUGCUAUCUGGCCGCGAAAUCGCCUCAUCCUCCCUUACAAUAUUCAUGGGUAGGUGAAUUCUUAGUGGUUGUCGUGUGGAUAGUGCUUUGUGGCCUGAUAGGAUUUGUAAAGAUGGGCAUCACCACGCUCUACCGACCCGAUCCCGGUAAAGGUCUUUAUUACACUGGCGUUGCGACGCAAAUCGGAUCUCUGGUUGGUGCGAUUACCACGUUCGUCCUGGUUAAUUAUGUGAAGGUAUUUCAGUCUUAUUCUCCUUGCGAAUACCUUAUGAAAAAUUAACGUCUUCUGUACUUAGUAUUAGAAAUUAUUCGCGUCAGUGAUAUUGACACAAUUAAAUUAUUUUAUCAAAAAGGAUAUGAACUGUUUGAUAAGAUGUUCAAAUUUAGACGAUAUGAGUUUUGUUAUCAAGAUUUUUGCACGUGUUAUAAUUAUAUAAAAAUAUAAUUAUGAUAUAUAUUUUUAUUUAUAUAUAUUAAUUAUAAUAUUUAUAUAAUUAUAUGUUUGUAUCCUGGUUUUAACAACAUGAAGACAUUUAUUCAAUAUUAAUCUAUUAAUUAGAUUUUUGGGAAUUGGGAACAGUUUAUCAAAUAUUUUAUUAAUAUGCGACCGAUUUUUAAAAUUUAAAUUAACUUAUUAUUAUGUUGUUAAUUAUGCAACUCUCACAUUAACACUAUAUACUUUUAUAUAUAUUGAGCAUAUUGCAAAUAUGACUUAGAUAUUUAUAAAACUGAAGAAAUGAAUCAAGAAAUUAUUUUUAUAAAAAUAUCAUAUCAAUGUUUACGAUAUGAGUAACGCAUUUUUUAAUUCCUAUCUAUAUAAAAGUAUAUAGAAUUAUAUGAAUUCGACCAUAUUAAUACGUACUUACUUAGUCGUUGCAAUAUGUGUCUGUAUUAAUUUUUUUCUCACUGUACAAUUGUUUUAUUCGUCGAGUUUUUAAACUGCGAUAAUAUAAAAUUAAAAACUUUAAACAACAAUUUCUUUUUUGCUGGACAAAAAAGAAUAAGUACUUUGUACUAUCGUAAAUUUAACUUUAUUUUUAUCAUAAACUCAUUGCAAUGUAUGCAAUUAUCUAUGAUAAGUAUUAAGAUAUACUUGAAUAGAUAAAGAUACUUAAAAGAAGAUACAAUAUUUGAACUGCUGUAUUGAACAUCUUAUGGUUCGUUGCACCUGUGUAUCAGACAGUGCUCAAGUUAAUCUUGUGUGCUUAAUUCCUAUUUUAUAGCUGCAUCAGUGCUCAACUUUAUCUGAUAAAUUUUAUUGUGGGGAUUAAGAACUAGUUGGAAAAGACAGUUUUUUUUACCUCUUAGACUUAAUUAAUUCUGUCUUCUGUAAUUCUGCCGUUAAUGAGAUUGUGCAGCAGAAUUCACCUUAUCGCUUGGAAAUAACAUAGUGCGUCUGUGAUAUUUUGAGAAUACUUAAACUUUUAAGUAUCAGUAUUGGUACGAGUAAUUAACUUGAUUUACAAUGUUAAUCAACAACUAUCUUUUAGUAAUUGAUGAUGUAAUAAGAAAUAUAUUAUUUACUAUCACACAGAAAUAAAUAAAGGGAACGGCAAUACGAUGACAUACAAUUUAGAAAUUAAUUAUCGCGAAUGUUGGUCCCGCGAUGUAUGGCUGCCUGCACAAGUGCAAAUGCGAAUUAAACGAAUAAUUAUGCAUAUUGUACUUGACGUGCCUACAUAUUUUCGUUACAGGGAUGCUGAUAUUUUAUGAGAGCACAAGGAUGCUUAUCGUAAUAUUCUUUGGUGCUCUAGUCGGCUGCUUUAGUUCCGUACUGUUUCUGCCCUAUCUUCGCGACUUAAUUGUCUGAUAAUUGUCUCUUCUGAAACGCGUAUCGCACUUUUCAAUAUAUAGGCAUGAUUGUGCAAGCGGGUGCGGCUGUCGGUGCAAUAAUAUCAUUCGUUUUAAUUAAUUAAUUUCAAAGCGUAUGAUUUUUCUGCUCUAUCUGAAGAGCGUUAUCGAAAACUGUGUACAAUGAUACAGCGAAUUAUUUUAAUAUACGAUUUAAGGCGUGAUAAUGAAUAGACAACAGCUUUAGAAACAAAUAAAGUGUCUUUAUCAACAGUAAUAAAAAAUAUAAUAGUAUAUAUUUUGUAUUUGUGGUAAAUAGACUAAAACAUUACAGAAUAUAUCUGAAUCUAGGAAAAAGUAUAUUUUAUAUACAAGUAUCAAUACGCGCAUAUGUGGAUAUUUUCUGACAUAAUUAAUCUCAAUAAGAUGUUUAGCGGUUUUUAACUAGAUAGAGGCACAGAAAUUAUACAUACUUGAAAUACUUUUGCAAUAUAAACAUGCAUUUAUAAUUUCUCUAUAUGCGUGCAUAUUCAGCAAAAAAUUUUAGUGGCAAGAAUAUUCGCUAUUUAAAUUAUUGUAUUGAAUUAUACCCAUGCAGACAAAUUGAGUAUGAAUUUUUGGACAAUAAAUAAUAGUGUAUAAAUACUGCAACAACAAAAUAUUUUAAUAUAAUGUAAUAGGAAAUAAAAUAUUGUCGAAAUAAAGUUUCUUGGGUUUUAGAUAUUUAUUAGCGUAAACUUUAAAUAAUUCUUGGCGACUUUAUAUUGUUGCUGUACACUGCAAGCACAGUCCGUGCAAGGCAUUAUAAUUGUUAUUUAGAAAUAAAAUUUAUAUUAUAGAAA
Ooceraea biroi (clonal raider ant) is the source of this 5205-nucleotide messenger RNA. Its product is annotated as solute carrier family 52, riboflavin transporter, member 3-A. The record is from RefSeq and is a predicted model, not a curated record. Gene Ontology annotation, molecular function: riboflavin transmembrane transporter activity. Lineage: Eukaryota; Metazoa; Arthropoda; Insecta; Hymenoptera; Formicidae. Gene Ontology annotation, biological process: riboflavin transport. Gene Ontology annotation, cellular component: plasma membrane.